AUGUUUCGAUAUCGACGUUACCGCGCCUUUUUAGUCUUCGCUGUCAUUGCUGUACUAGCGCUAUACAAAUUUGGGGGCUCGACCGCAGCAUGGAGAGAAGCCGCAUCGAAUGCGGUUGGGGCAGCCGGCCUGAAGGGCGACGCUGAGGAGGCUCCGCAGGCGGACACGAAGCCGCGCCCUGCUGUGGCGCACGAGACGAGGAGUCUGAAGCUGGAUGUGCCCGCUGCCAGCACGUCGCAUUCGCUUCAGACGCCACCUCCCGUAAAGACUCCGGCUGCAUCGUCGACAUUGAGCCCUGCUGUCACAGAGCAGCUGCAGAAGCCCUCUAUCCCUACACCCAUCCGACCGCAGCCUCACGGCCAGCCCGCUAUCGCGAACCCUGCAUUAGAACCAUCAUCGAUCAUCGAUGCGAUCCACUGGACGAAGCUUCCGGAGCAUUUCCCCGUAGCCCCCGAAUCGCUCAUCAAGCUGCCAUCGGGCACGCCCAAAACGAUACCAAAGAUACAAGCCAAAUUCAAGGAGGAAGAUGACAUAACCAAGGUUGACAGGAUUGCAAAGCUGGAUAAGAUCAGAAGUGUGGCAAAGAAGUCAUGGGAAGGAUACAAGGCGAACGCCUGGCUCCACGAUGAGCUACGGCCACAGUCGGGCACUUUCAGAGAUCCUUUCGCACACUGGGGCGCAACGCUGGUCGACGCCUUGGAUACUCUGUGGAUCAUGGGACUGAAAGACGAGUUCGAAGAGGCAGUCAAAGCGGUGGACAAGAUCGAUUUCACCACCACCCCACGCGCAGAUAUUCCCUUGUUCGAGACGACAAUUCGCUAUCUCGGUGGGCUGCUGGCUGCCUACGACUUGAGCGAAAAGAAGUACAAGAACCUGCUAAGCAAGGCAGUGGAGCUUGCCGAAAUUCUCAUCAGCGCCUUUGACACACCGAACCGCAUGCCAGAGACAUACUAUUAUUGGAGACCCGAUUUUGCAUCCCAACAGCACCGCGCCAGUUCACACGUUGUUCUUGCCGAGAUAGGCUCCCUCUCUAUGGAAUUCACCCGACUUGCGCAGCUUACGGGUGAGCACAAAUACUACGAUGCUAUUGCGCGCAUCACGGAUCAUCUCGAAGAAUUCCAAGGCAAAAGUCAACUCCCCGGGAUGUGGCCUACAUACCUGGACGCUUCUGGGUGUGGGAGACAAUACAUCGAUUUGCCCCCUCAAGAGCCUCUCAAAGCUCCAGCAGAUUACCUACAUGAUCAGCUAUCGGCCCAGGCCGAUCCUGCUACGCCUUCUCCUACCGAGGAACUAUCUCCGGACGGCAAGAAGUACGUGCCUUUGGACUUGCCAGAGCCAGUCAUGCUUGCGUCAGACGAUUCUCCAGUCGGCUCGGGCGCAAAGGAAGAGUCUAUAAUCCCUGGAACGGCCGGGAAGGCGCAAAUCAAGAACUGGGACAGUAGUCCGGUGGAAAGGCGACAGCUUGAUAUCGACGGAUCUGAGCCACCAAAGGGGGCGCUCAAUGCCCAGGAGCCCACCUCGACCUCAUCUGCCUCCAGCACCAGGCCGACACCCCCAGAAUGCAUACCCCAAGGAUUCACAUCGAGCUCCAGCUAUGGCCGCGAAGAGUUCACGCUUGGCGGCAUGUCAGACUCUACAUACGAAUAUCUACCAAAACAGUACUUGCUCCUCGGUGGUCAGAUCGAGAAGUACCGGUCCAUGUACGAACAGUCGAUGGACGUUGUCAAGAAGCACUUGCUUUUCCGACCGAUGCUUCCGAAAGGGGAAGACGUUCUGUUCUCCGGCAAAUUGAAUGUCCCGUCUGGUAUUGACGAUGCUAAAAUUGGUGACCUUACCGCUGAAAACGCGCAUCUCACCUGUUUUGCCGGUGGCAUGUUUGGCAUGGGCGCAAAGCUAUUUGAUCGCCCCGAUGAUCUCGAGAUCGCGAAGAAGCUGACGGAGGGCUGCGUCUGGAGUUACAGCAUGACACCAACCGGCAUCAUGCCGGAGUCGUUCGAGGUUGCCCCUUGUGAGGACAGGAAGGACUGUGCGUGGAACGAGACUGCUUAUUGGGAGUACAUCGACCCACGGUACGAGUCUCGAAUGGAGAGUUACAAGGAGCAGCGCAAAGUAUACGAGUCGCAGAUUCACUCUGCUUCAUCGUGGUACGAAGCGCAACUGGCUGCUAUGACCGCACUACCUACACCUACCCCAGCUGCUGCAGUUGAAGCCAAGGCCACGUCUACCAUGGUAUUCGCUGAUACGCUAGAUAAGCGUCAACUCGCCGGGCUAGUGGAUGAUGUGGAAAUUGCACACAUGCCGUCUGCUUCUGCGAGCGCCCUGCAAGAUCACGAAUCGGUUAUGGGUGGGGAGUCUGAGGAAGGCGAGGGUCCGCCAACCAAAGUUCAACCUGCACUGAACAUUGCGGAACUUGCGCCGCAGCCUGAUCUGACUUUGCCAAACUUCCCAUACGUCUACUCGCCACAGCCAGUCCUGGACCACAAAGACUUCGUCCAGAACAGGAUUCAAGAGGGUCGUCUGCCGCCCGGCGUUACAAGGAUCGGGUCAAAGAGUUACAUCCUCCGCCCCGAAGCGAUAGAGUCUGUCUGGUACAUGUACCGCAUAACCGGCGAUCGUCACUGGCGCGACGCAGGUUGGCGCAUGUUCCUUGCCAUUGAGCAACAUACGACCACUGAGUAUGGUAACUCGGCCAUUGACGACGUUACCAAGCUAGUGCCCGAACUCAGCGACGAGAUGGAGAGUUUCUGGUUAGCGGAGACACUGAAGUACUUCUACCUGCUGUUUGCAGAGGAAGAUGUGAUUAGCUUGGAUGAGUGGGUAUUGAAUACCGAGGCACAUCCUUUCAAAAGACCUACAUAG
Molecule: messenger RNA, 2859 nt
Organism: Alternaria ethzedia
Lineage: Eukaryota; Fungi; Ascomycota; Dothideomycetes; Pleosporales; Pleosporaceae
Exons: 2
Coding region: 1-2859 (952 amino acids)
Biological process (GO): N-glycan processing; carbohydrate metabolic process
Cellular component (GO): Golgi membrane; endoplasmic reticulum
Molecular function (GO): mannosyl-oligosaccharide 1,2-alpha-mannosidase activity; calcium ion binding
Source: RefSeq, a predicted model, not a curated record